Molecule: messenger RNA, 2822 nt
Organism: Mobula hypostoma (lesser devil ray)
Lineage: Eukaryota; Metazoa; Chordata; Chondrichthyes; Myliobatiformes; Myliobatidae
Product: EF-hand calcium-binding domain-containing protein 5-like
Exons: 14
Coding region: 1-2565 (854 amino acids)
Molecular function (GO): calcium ion binding
Source: RefSeq, a predicted model, not a curated record
AUGACGGUGGAGCAGCAUUGGCUGGGAGUAAUUCAGAAGGCACUGGGGCCUGUCAUUGAGCUUGAUGAAGCAGAGCCAACAGCCUUUAUGCUUGGCUUUGGAAAUGACUAUAUUAGUCCUCAAGUACCGGCAUAUUCACAUACUGAAAAGAAGGGUUCAACUGGCCAGAUGAAAGUGGAUGAAGCUGACCAGCUGUUGUUACAAGGAGGCUUAGAUAAUGCAGACACUGGAGAAGACCGUGUAGAAGAAACUAAAGAUGCUGCACAAGCAAUGUUGACACCACAGAGUUUAUCAGCAAGUGCUGAUGAAUUUUAUACUGGUGUACAUUCUCAGUUUCACAUUCCUGAAGAGGUGCAAGCAAAGUUGGCUAAAUUUCCAGAUCUGACGACCAAUCUAUUAGAUCUCCAGGCCCAAAGUCUUUCUCUGAAUACAAGUCCCUUUAAAAAGAAUUUCAUAAACACUUGUCAGUUUGUUCAGCUGAUGGAAUUAUUUGUGGGAGGUACUACUGAGUCCUUACCUCGAGAAAACCUGAUAAAAUUUAUUCAGGAAAGUUACAAAGAGACCAAAGAGGAAAAAUUUAAAAAGUUAGCUCAGUUUAUCUUUCCAUGUAAUUGGAUAUCUGGCCAUCAUGUAAUGUGUUGGAUUUGGCUUCUGCUCAACCAUGGAACUGGAAGGUCGGCGGGAAAGACACGUUGGCAGAAGGAUUUCUCUUUCUUAAACCGUGCCUUUAAUGACUGGUUCUGUUUCCAGGCAAAUCAUGAAAUACGACAGAAGGCACAUACGAUAAUCCUCAGUGCGCUGUUUGAGAAAUGGGAUAAUGAUGUCUCAGGGUACAUCAACCUGAGAGAACUAGCUGAAGUCAUAACCAAAUACAAAGAUGGAGCUGAGAAGAAAUCCUUAAAAAAUGCACAUCACAGACUGAAACUCCACCACAAGUACCAUUCAGACAAUCCCACUCUGACAAAGUCAGAGUUCACUGUAUACAUUGAAACAAUUGUGGAUGAAAUGUCUGGCAAGGAAGUUGACUUUGAUGGGCUGGUUACGUUUCUCACAGUCAGAAGUGAACAGAAUUGUGUGGGACGAGCACGGCAUAGAGCCAGGAGAAAGUGGUUCUCUGACAUCAAACGAGCAGCAGAGACCUCUGACUCCAGUAUGGAAGCUGUUUUUAAAACUGUUUUCCAAGCCCUUUUUAAGGAUUCAGAAGCACACGGCGACAACAAGAAAGUAAGUUCUUCCAUUGCCCUGUUGAGGCGUAAUUUCCACAGGCCGGAGAGGGGUGAAUAUUUCUUGCACUACGUGGCUUGCACUUUGGAAGAUGCACCAUAUGUCUUGAAUCAGGCACUCUACAGAGACAUGGGAGUAAGCUUUACUGCAGUUGAUGAAGGGAAACCACUGUACAUCUACAGAGUCCAGGACCAUGGCAAGGUUCAUUUUUGGAACUGUCAUCGGGAGACAACAGAAGGAUCAUUCCUGGUGGUCCCAGUGAAAGACCAGCACAACAGAGUGUUCGGAGUCCUGGGUACUGACACAUUGAGGGAUGAAUGUGGGAAGGUUUUCGCCUCUCAUGAGAUCAAUUUUCAUCAGGGUGUUGCAAAGGCAUUUAGUGUUGCCUAUCACCAUGUUCAAGUUCGGGAUAGUGUCCUCAAAGCUGUGAACUCUGGUAUGAUGUGGCUUUUUAACAUCACGCCAAACAUCGAGACUGGUAUCACAUAUCUAACUGAACCUACAACUGUAAAGGAGUAUGUUUUAUGCAAGACAAUGACCUCUGAGAACGACCCUAUCGCACCAUGGUCAGAUGUGCAUGCACCUUCAAUAAUUCUGAACAGGAAGGACAACUAUUUCAGAAAUUACCUCUUCAGAUGUGCUGAUACCUCACUAGUGGUCUUACCCAAAGUAUCUGAAAGAAGUCACAUUUGUGUUCCACUGAGAGACGCCGAAGGUAGAACUCUGGCGAUACUUGACAUUGAUCUGGGGCUGAAACAUGAACUCCUGGCCCACGAAUACAGGAGCAUGCUGAAGAUGCUACAUAUCCUUUACCAAGCCUGUGCCAUAAUUGUAACAGAAGCUACUAGGCUAUCAGGAACUUCACCAGAAGAUUCUGAUCAUGAAUACAAAAGCUCUCACGAGUUACUGUUUCACCAAUUACUGCUUCAAGAUAUGAGUGAAAAUCUCAGUCGUCUGAAUGAGAAGGAACUUGAAAAGCUCAAGAGCUCCGGUGUUCCUCCACCAAUGGUGCAUAAGAUUUUUAAAAUUGUGUUCCAUCUUGUGAAACCAAAUAAUAAUGUGGAAGCCCUCACCUGGAGCAAGUUCAAAGAGGAGAUGAAUCGUGGUUUGAUUCAACUAAUCUGCUCCUUUAAUCCCAUUAAAACAGUUGGUAAAAUAAAAACCAACCUACUGGAAGAGUACUUUAAAGAUAUCAGACCUGACCAAGUGUGGAAAUCUGGCUCCCUCGCUCUCUAUUAUCUGUAUCACUGGGCAUAUGCCUGCUUCACACUGAUAAACCUUAAUUCAAGUUCUGGACACUUCUACAAACCUCCAUCCGUUUGUCAUCUGCCUUCAGUGUGAGAGAAGUUCACUUGAUGAUACACAGUCUGGGAGAAAAAUUAUUCCCAGUGAAUACCUUAAAACUCUAAUGUUCCAUUUGAAAUUUGAAAUUUAAAUAAAUACUGGGUUGAUUCAUUAAUAAUGUUUGUAAACACUGGCUAAAAACUGGUGAGUGAUGUGCAUGUAAUGAAUAUUGAAACUCAUCAAUGUUCCGAACUGCAGAGGUGAAAUUAAUGGAAUGGUUUUAUUUGGAACUAUCACCCUGUAAUUAAAAUGAA